CGAACUUCCCACAGCUCGUAUGCACCCCUAAAUGUACGAAUCCUACCCGAUAGGAGAGUAAAGAAGGAAGAAAAUCCACAAAUUUAACGAAGAUGGCGAACGACUCUCCUGCUAAAAGUCUAGUAGAGAUAGAUCUCUCCUCUUUGCGGGACCCAGCGGGCAUAUUUGAAUUGGUUGAAGUGGUCGGAAAUGGCACAUACGGACAAGUCUAUAAGGGCCGCCAUGUCAAAACGGGUCAGCUGGCAGCCAUUAAAGUUAUGGAUGUUACAGAGGAUGAAGAGGAAGAAAUCAAACUGGAAAUCAAUAUGUUGAAAAAAUAUUCUCACCACAGAAAUAUAGCGACCUACUAUGGUGCUUUUAUAAAGAAGAGUCCACCUGGACAUGAUGAUCAACUCUGGCUUGUAAUGGAGUUUUGUGGUGCAGGAUCCAUUACUGACUUGGUGAAAAACACAAAAGGAAAUUCCCUGAAGGAAGACUGGAUUGCAUACAUCUGUAGAGAGAUCCUUCGGGGAUUGUCACAUCUUCAUGUCCAUCAUGUCAUUCAUCGUGAUAUCAAAGGCCAGAAUGUAUUGCUGACAGAAAAUGCUGAAGUGAAGCUGGUUGAUUUUGGUGUUAGUGCUCAACUGGACAGAACUGUUGGCAGAAGAAAUACCUUCAUCGGAACACCGUACUGGAUGGCGCCAGAAGUCAUUGCUUGUGAUGAGAAUCCAGAUGCAACAUAUGAUUACAGAAGUGACUUAUGGUCAUUAGGGAUCACAGCCAUCGAAAUGGCAGAAGGAGCACCUCCCCUCUGCGACAUGCACCCAAUGAGAGCACUCUUCCUAAUUCCCAGGAAUCCACCCCCACGUUUGAAGUCCAAAAAAUGGUCAAAGAAAUUUUUUAGUUUUAUUGAAAGUUGUUUGGUGAAGAAUUACAUGCUGCGACCUUCAACUGAACAUCUGUUAAAACAUCCAUUUAUCCGUGACCAGCCCAAUGAACGGCAAGUUCGAAUUCAGCUGAAAGAUCAUAUUGAUAGGACAAGGAAGAAGAGAGGAGAAAAAGAUGAAACAGAAUAUGAAUACAGCGGGAGUGAAGAAGAAGAAGAAGAAUUGCCUGAGCAAGAGGGAGAGCCAAGUUCGAUUGUUAAUGUGCCUGGAGAAUCAACUCUUCGUCGUGACUUCCUGAGAUUGCAACAGGAGAACAAGGAGCGUUCUGAGGCAAUGCGCAGGCAGCAACUCCUUCAGGAACAGCAGCUCCGAGAACAGGAAGAGUAUAAAAGACAACUCCUUGCAGAGCGCCAAAAACGCAUUGAGCAACAGAAGGAACAAAGGCGACGACUUGAAGAGCAACAGAGAAGGGAGAGAGAAGCGCGAAGGCAACAGGAACGUGAACAAAGAAGGCGAGAGCAGGAGGAAAAGCGAAGACUAGAUGAAUUGGAACGUCGAAAGAAGGAGGAGGAGGAAAGAAGAAGGGCAGAAGAGGAAAAGAGGAGAGUGGAAAGAGAACAGGAGUACAUCAGACGUCAGCUGGAAGAGGAGCAACGUCAUUUAGAGAUUCUUCAGCAGCAAUUGCUUCAAGAGCAGGCCAUGUUAUUGGAGUACAAAUGGCGUGAGAUGGAGGAGCAGCGACAGGCUGAGAGAUUGCAGCGCCAGUUACAGCAAGAGCAAGCUUACCUUCUGUCCCUCCAACAUGACCACAGACAGCAGGAAAGGAAUAAAUCUUACCAUGCACCAGAAUCUAAGCCUCAUUUUGAAGCAACAGAUAGAAGUAGGGAGGUUGAUGAAAGAUUCAAGAAGAAUAACCAGGGCUCACCUCAAGCACAAUCAAAACAGAAUAGCAAAAUUUUGGAACCUCCAGUGCCUUCAAGAUCAGAAUCGUUUUCAAAUGGAAGUUCUGAAUCUAAUCCCGUUGCAUCACACAGGCCCAUGGAGUCACAGGUUACAGUGAGACCAACACCGAGAUCCCCUGUGUUGUCUCGUCGGGAUUCUCCAUUGCAAGCCAGUAGUCAGCCGAGUGCCCAGAGUGGUCCAAAAACUUCCACAAGCAAUAUAGAGCCCAGACUGUUAUGGGAGAGGGUAGAGAAACUCGUACCAAGACCAGGCAGUGGCAGCUCCUCAGGCUCCAGCAACUCUGGCUCGCAGCCAGGAUCUCAUCCCGGCUCUCAAACUGGAUCUGGUGAACGUUAUAGGCUACGAUCCUCAUCAAAAUCUGAGGGUUCACCAUCUCAACGUCAUGAAAAUGUUAACAGAAAGCAAGAAGAUAAAAAGGAGUUAAGGCCAAGCCGACCAGCUUUUCAGGAUCUUGCUGCCUUGGCUAAAGAACUUCGAGCUGUAGAUGAUGCCCGACCUCCUCAGAAAGUUACUGAUUAUUCUUCAUCGAGUGAUGAAUCAGGAACUACAGAUGAAGAAGAUGACGACCUGGAACAAGAGGGAACUGAUGAAACCGAACCCAUGUCAGAUGAUGCUAGGGCAGUGUCGUCAAAGCUGAGCAAUGGAGAAACUGAAUCAGUGAAUACAAUGAUAGUUCGUGAUGAUCUGGAGCUGUUGACUGAAACUUCUGUUACUCCCUCUAAAGAUGGCACUUUAAUUGUUCGACAGAGCGCAGGUGACUUAAAGCGUGCCAGCCACCAUGAGAGUAAUGGCUUUGCAACCCGCAUUCACCUCUUGCCAGAUCUCAUACAGCAAAGCCAUUCCUCCACCUCCCCAACCAGCCAGCAGUCUCCUAUCAUGUCCCCUCAGCUGCCCCAGGACGAGCUUACUACUAAUGAGACCCAGUCAGCAGGAAACACACUUCAGAAACACAAGUCUUCCUCAUCAUUUACACCAUUUAUAGAUCCCAGGUUAUUGCAAAUAUCCCCAUCUAGUGGGACCACUAUAUCUUCUAUGGUUGUUUUUUCAAAUGACCAGAUUAGACCAGAGUCGAUGAGACAGGAUCCAAGUAGAAAAGGCUCAGUUGUCAAUGUAAAUCCAACCAAUAUAAGGCCACAGAGUGAUACGCCAGAAAUCCGCAAGUACAAAAAGAGAUUCAACUCGGAGAUUCUUUGUGCUGCCUUAUGGGGCAAGUGUGAAUUUAUAGUGGGUACCGAGAGUGGGCUGAUGCUGCUGGACAGAAGUGGUCAAGGGAAGGUGUAUCCUCUAAUCAAUCGUCGGCGGUUUCAACAGAUGGAUGUGCUUGAGGGCCUGAAUGUGCUGGUAACAAUAUCAGGGAAGAAAAACAAAUUACGAGUAUAUUACCUGUCCUGGUUAAGAAACAAAAUAUUGCAUAAUGAUCCUGAAGGAAAAAAGCAAGGCUGGACGACAGUUGGUGACUUAGAAGGAUGUGUGCAUUAUAAAGUUGUAAAGUAUGAAAGGAUCAAGUUUUUAGUGAUUGCUUUGAAGAAUUCUGUUGAAGUCUAUGCAUGGGCUCCAAAGCCAUACCACAAAUUUAUGGCCUUUAAGUCUUUCACAGACCUGCUGCACAGGCCAUUACUGGUAGAUCUCACAGUGGAAGAAGGGCAGAGGCUAAAGGUGAUCUAUGGCUCUAGCGCUGGCUUCCACGCAGUUGAUGUGGACUCUGGGACAGUCUAUGAUAUUUAUCUGCCAACACAUAUCCAAAGCAGCAUCCAACCACACGCAAUUAUUAUACUUCCAAAUACAGACGGAAUGGAAUUGUUGGUAUGUUAUGAAGAUGAAGGAGUAUACGUUAACACCUAUGGGAGAAUUACUAAAGAUGUGGUUUUACAGUGGGGAGAGAUGCCUACAUCUGUCGCUUAUAUCCGAUCCAAUCAGAUUAUGGGUUGGGGAGAAAAGGCCAUUGAAAUCCGUUCAGUGGAAACUGGACAUUUGGAUGGUGUGUUUAUGCACAAAAGAGCACAGCGACUAAAAUUCCUUUGUGAGCGUAACGACAAGGUCUUUUUUGCUUCAGUUCGUUCUGGUGGAAGCAGCCAGGUUUACUUCAUGACUCUUGGUAGGAGUUCACUUCUCAGCUGGUAGAAAAGCAAGUCAUGGUUUGAGAGAAACCAGUGUCUACUCAAGAUCUUUAAAGCCUUGAAUGAACUAACAACUGGAGAACAAACUGCACUGAUGUAAUGCAUUGCCCAAACCUAUCACUGAAAUUAAGUGAACUGAAAUGAGGAUGCAAUGCCACUGGUGCUGUGAUAAUUUUACUGUCAGGUGACUGCCAGUCUAGAAUAGAAAAAAACACCUCAUCUCAAUUACAACAUCCCGUGGCUUAAGAUGUCUGCUUUUUACUUGAGAAAAGAGCCCAAUGAAUGCAGGAGGUUGGUUCUAAUGUAGUCACGCAAAGGGGAAGAGGAAGCAGUGGUAGGCAGACAAUAAAGAAUUGUGCAUCAUGGAUAAGGGGAAUCUGAUUUUUUUUAAAUGUAUAUCAUUCUAAGUGACUUUUUUUUGUAAGGUGACAGAUGUUUUAGAAAGAAAGAAAAUGCAAGUUUGGAAUUUUAAUUGAAAUGUGAAUGACAGAUUGGGAGAAGGCCUUUGCAAGGGGAAGGUGUUUUUGCUCUUUUUCUGUAUAUCAGGUUUUGCUUGUGUUCUCAAUCUUUUUUUUUAAAAAGUAAAUCGAAAUUUGUGCAGAGGACGAGGUUUUCAGAUUUGUAUGGAUUUAUGAGGCAGACCAGAAACUUGAUGUUUGGUUACAGUAUUAAAGCUGCCUCUCCUUGGUUAGACUAUUUGUAGCAGUGCAAAAGCAGUUUAACAAAUCUUGCACUCGUAAAUUGCCCAAACUACUUUUAAAAAAAUUUAUUUUGCCUACCUCAUUUGUUUAAGAAAGGAAAAAGAGGUGGAUUAGUCAUUUUAAUGUUAUUUGUAUCUGAAACUUGCAUCUUUGUCUAAUUUAAAGUUUAUUAAUACCAAAUUUAGGAUGAAAUGUUUGUCGACUGUUGGUUAAAUUGUAGCUCGUUUUAGUAGGCAAACAGUGUGAUUUUUUUGUAAUUGGAAGAUACCAGCUGUGAGCAGAAACAGGCAAAUUUGUGGUCAGCUGUUGUGCUUAUAAGUCGAAUGUGGAGGCAGGUAAUCAGCUGUUCUAAAUGUGGUUGAAGCAAUAGCCACAAUUGUGAUCCUCCGUUUCUGUGCGCAGCAACAACUGACAUUCUUGUUACUCAGCAGAAUGGGAUUUAAGUAGCAGUUUGAAAAUAGUUUUACUAAGCUGUUCUAUUGCAUUAGAAUAAACUGUAUAUGUAGUUGGGAUCAGGUGGUUGAUUUAAGAUGCAAUGCACUAAAAACACUUAAUUUCAAGAAUGUAGUAAAACUGCUUAUCAAUACAGUAUAUCUUCCCAUAUUUAGAUCCAAAAUUCCAGCUGUGGAAUAAUUUUUUUAAUAUCGCUGUAAACAGAAUUUUAUUUUACAAAUGUUAGACAUUUACAAAUGUGUCUACAGUAAUAAUCUGUUGAAUUGUCACUCAAUUACUUGAGAUACCUAUUGUGUAUAAUAUACUAUACUGUCGUAAUAAUGCACAGUAGCAUUAUAUUGAUCCAAUGAUAUGUUAAACUUUUUUUUGGUACUUUUGUAAACAGCUGCCUUAUGCUGUUAUGUGCACAGGUUCUCAACACUUUACAGGGCUUAGUUCUCUUAGAGGAGACUAUUCUUUCUGCAGUGAAAUUUUCUCAGUAUGGUACAAGGAGAUUGAAGGUGUACCAUGGGAAUUUUUCAUUCACUUAUGUCACUGUGAUCUUUUUCUCUAGCAGCUCCUGUUCACUGAAUAAUUUGCAAUUGUCUCUCCUAUGUCAUCCAUUUGGAACUGUAAAAGUAAUUGUAGGAACUUCCUGACAUAAGUAGGUUUACUGUGAGCAGAAUAUUUUUGGAUUUAAAAUAAAACACUGUUAAAGGUCUUGAUGUUAGAGGUAUUUCCUCUCAGCAGAGUCUGUGAUUGGCAACUCCCACCUACGAGAAGUGCCACAGUGGUGUAACAGUAUUAAAAUACCACUAUGUUUGUUUUAAAAAUAAUUUCAUCAGAUUGUUUCAAUGCUUUCUGAGUAGGUGAAAAUGCCUAUAAUUUUAAAUUCUAAUACUUCCUUUAAAGUAAAAUAACAUUUGUUGUAUGACUGCAGUGUCUCUAUCUUAUGCACGUUAUGUUCAAGAAAAUGUUUACAAAAUUGUUUUGUUACACUAAUGUGCAUCAUAUAUAUUUAUGUUUUUUUUCUGAAAUGAUCUGUUUUAGUUUUAGUUUUGUAUUGCGAGUACACUUGAUGUUUAUAACCCUGAACUCUGCUGAUAACCAAGAAACUGAUAUAAAAAUAAAAUGAGGUGUACUGUAUCUAACUGCGAAGCAGAUUGGGAAAUACAGUUACAAGUAAACCUCGUCAAACAGUUUUCUGCAAUGUGGUCUAACUUAUGUCUUUGUGUAUUAUGAGAAUUCCUGUAUUUUCCCUGAAGUUCAUUUUUUCUUGAAUAAAAUCAACUUAAUGCACA
This is a messenger RNA of Pristis pectinata (smalltooth sawfish), 6380 nucleotides long. RefSeq names its product mitogen-activated protein kinase kinase kinase kinase 4-like. The record is from RefSeq and is a predicted model, not a curated record. Gene Ontology annotation, molecular function: ATP binding; protein kinase activity. NCBI's taxonomy places the organism in Eukaryota, Metazoa, Chordata, Chondrichthyes, Rhinopristiformes, Pristidae. Gene Ontology annotation, biological process: protein phosphorylation.